UCUUUGCUUCCAAACAUGUUUUCUCCUUACGGUGAUUCUUCUUGGGUUUUGAGACUCUUCAUCGUAUUAGUCGUUUUCUUUCUCAGUUCUUCUCAUUCUUUGUCAUGGUCGUUGCACCCUUCACAUAUCAACUCCAUGGCCAUGCACAAAAGCAAAACUGCAAUCUCAGAUUUCCGGCUGUUAAAUAGAAGAACGUUGAUGGAGUGCCCGGACACAAGCCCUUUUCUCCAAGUUAAUGUCACUUCGAAUUCCAAACUUUCAGAUGAAGAAUAUCUCACGGUUACCGUUAGUGGAGUUUUGUUUCCUUCGGACCGUGAUUGGGUCGCCAUGAUUUCACCUUCUCAUUCUAAUGUUGAAAGUUGUCCAUUCAAUGAGGUUCUUUAUGCACAAACUGGCGAUCUUAGCACACUACCUCUACUCUGCCAUUAUCCUGUCAAGGCAAUGUACAUGAAGAAUGAUCCAGGCUAUCUCAGUUGCAAGAAGAAACAAUGCAAGAAACAUAGCAAGGGUAAAUGUGUAGUGACCAGUUGCAGUGGUGCGUUAACAUUUCAUGUUAUUAACAUCAGAACCGACAUCGAAUUCGUGUUUUUUGGCGGGGGAUUCGAGACCCCUUGCGUUUUCAGUAGGUCUGGCCCUAUCAGUUUUGCCAAUCCAGAGAAGCCAUUGUAUGGACAUAUCUCAAGUAUAGAUUCAACUGGAAGAUCGAUGAGAUUAACAUGGGUUAGUGGCAAUAUGGAACCUCAACAAGUACAAUAUGGUGAUGGAAAAACACUGACAUCAGAAGUUACUAAAUUUUCACAAGAUAAUAUGUGUAGUUCAACUUUACCAAGUCCAGCAAAGGACUUUGGGUGGCAUGACCCAGGAUACAUUCAUUCUGCAGUAAUGACAGGACUUGAACCUUCAAGCACCUUCUCCUACAGAUAUGGAAGUGACUCGGCUGGUUGGAGUGAACAAAUCCAAUUUCGAACUCCACCUGCAGGAGGAUCAGAUGAGCUCAAGUUCUUAGCAUUCGGCGAUAUGGGAAAGGCUCCUCGUGAUGCUUCUACCGAGCACUACAUUCAACCAGGGUCUCUCUCAGUGAUUGAAGCCAUGGCCGAUGAAGUAGAUUCUAACAAGAUAGACUCAAUCUUCCACAUUGGAGAUAUAAGCUAUGCCACGGGCUUUUUAGUUGAAUGGGAUUUUUUCCUUCACCAAAUAAGCCCUGUAGCAUCACGAGUUUCUUACAUGACUGCAAUUGGAAACCAUGAGAGAGAUUACAUAGACUCGGGAUCAGUAUAUAUUACUCCUGAUUCAGGAGGAGAAUGCGGAAUUCCAUAUGAAACUUACUUUCCCAUGCCAACGCCAGCAAAGGAUAAGCCAUGGUAUUCCAUAGAACAAGCAAGCGUUCACUUCAUAGUGAUUUCUACUGAACAUGAUUGGUCACAAAAUUCUAAGCAGUAUGAGUGGAUGAAAAAGGACAUGGCUUCCGUUGAUCGAUCAAAAACUCCUUGGUUGAUUUUCAUGGGGCAUAGACCAAUGUAUUCUUCCUCAGAUAAUGCCUUUAGCGUCGACGAAAGAUUUGUUGAGGAAGUAGAACCGUUACUCUUGGAAAACAAAGUUGAUCUGGUUCUCUUUGGCCAUGUACAUAAUUAUGAGAGAUCUUGCUCGGUUUACCAAAACGAAUGCAAGGCUUUGCCAAAAAAAGAUAAAAAUAGGAUAGAUACAUAUGAUCACGACAAUUAUAAUGCCCCAGUGCACGCAGUUAUUGGCAUGGCUGGAUUUACCCUGGACGAGUUCCCAAAUCUUGUGGAUAGCUGGAGUCUAUCUAGGAUUUCUCAGUUUGGAUAUUUGAGAGGGCAUGCAACAAAGAAAGAAUUAAACUUAGAGUUUGUAAAUUCAGAUACAAAGAAAGUUGAAGAUAGCUUCCGCAUCAUCAAAACUCAAGGUUCCUCAUGAAAGAUUGUGGUUACAGAGAGAAGAGAUGGAGCACCUUCUCCCGCUGCAAAAUAUAUCUUGGAACUUCUUUACAAAAAAAAAAUAAAAAUGUUGCUGUGUUUUGUGGAAAUAUUUCCCAACUCUUUGAUUACUUGAUGAGCUUCAAUGAAAUAUAAAUCCAUACUCAUUAUUUCAUUCAA
Alnus glutinosa is the source of this 2114-nucleotide messenger RNA. Its product is annotated as probable inactive purple acid phosphatase 27. The record is from RefSeq and is a predicted model, not a curated record. The transcript has 13 exons. Gene Ontology annotation, molecular function: acid phosphatase activity; metal ion binding. Lineage: Eukaryota; Viridiplantae; Streptophyta; Magnoliopsida; Fagales; Betulaceae. Bases 16 to 1935 code for a protein of 639 amino acids.